ACUCGCUGCCGUAUGACUUUAGUCGCCUUCAUUAACGAUUCCACAAAGUAGAGGGACACUGAGUACACUUACCUCUAGUGAGCGAAACACUACAAGUCUCGGAAUAUCAGUGUGUACUUAAAUCUCUCGCUCUCUUCUUGUCUGAAGGCAAGACAGACGCCCACCCUAAAAGACAUACAGGAAGAACAUCCAUUCUGACCCUGACCUCUGCUUUCCAUCCAGUCCACAUGACUGAGCCACGCAGGAGUGCUGAACAGCAGACCAACACCUGUGUUCUCAGUUAAAGCAAGAUGUCAUCAGCCAAAGAGAAUGGAGUCAGCGGGUCUAGCAAUAACACUAGAGAGAAAACAUAUAAAAAGACUACGUCAUCUGCCCUAAAAGGAGCUAUCCAGCUUGGCAUUGGUUACACUGUGGGGAAUCUGACCUCAAAACCUGACCGAGAUGUGCUCAUGCAGGACUUCUAUGUGGUGGAGAGUGUGUUUUUACCCAGUGAGGGGAGCAACCUGACUCCAGCACACCAUUAUCCAGACUUCCGUUUCAAGACGUACGCACCACUGGCUUUCCGCUACUUCCGGGAGCUGUUCGGUAUCAAGCCAGAUGAUUACUUGUAUUCCAUUUGUAAAGAGCCCCUGAUUGAGUUGUCUAAUCCGGGCGCCAGCGGCUCGCUCUUCUACCUGACCAGCGAUGAUGAAUUCAUCAUCAAAACCGUCCAGCACAAAGAGGCAGAGUUCCUGCAAAAACUGCUUCCAGGAUACUACAUGAACCUCAACCAGAACCCAAGGACUCUCCUUCCCAAGUUCUACGGCCUGUACUGUGUUCAAUCUGGAGGAAUCAACAUUCGUCUUGUGGUUAUGAACAAUGUUCUGCCUCGGUCUUUAAAGAUGCACUACAAAUAUGACCUGAAGGGCUCCACGUACAAGAGACGGGCGUCGCGAAAAGAGCGGGAAAAGUCCUGCCCCACAUAUAAGGACCUAGACUUUGUGGACAUGCAUGAUGGCUUGUACUUUGACACAGAGACAUAUAACGCCCUGAUGAAGACACUACAGCGAGACUGCCGGGUUCUGGAGAGUUUUAAGAUCAUGGACUACAGUCUGCUGUUGGGAGUGCACGUUCUGGACCAAAAUCACAGAGAAGGAGACGUCAACAUUGUAGACGGGAAGAGGACCGUGGGACAGAAAGUUCUUUACUCCACCGCCAUGGAGUCUAUUCAGGGAGACGGCAAGGCAGCCGAGGCUUUGACUACCGAUGACACAAUGGGAGGCAUUCCUGCAAAAACACACAGGGAUGAGAAACUACUUAUUUUUCUAGGCAUUAUCGACAUCUUGCAGUCUUACAGAUUCAUUAAGAAGCUGGAGCACUCCUGGAAGGCACUCGUCUAUGAUGGUGAUACGGUGUCUGUGCACAGACCGAGUUUCUAUGCAAACAGAUUUCUCAAGUUCAUGAGCUCCAGAGUAUUCAGAAAGAUUCAGCCAAAUCGUUUCUCCCCGAACAAGAGGGCGCGGAACUCCAUAUCAGCACUGAAGUGCUCUUCUCAAGAGGUGCUGUCCUCACAGAAGGAGGAAAAGGCCGAGGAGAGGACAGACAGACUUGGAGGAGCCCGUAGUCUUGCUAGUCUGGAUGGACAAGUGUUCUGGUCCCAUAACCGUCCUGACCUGGUCCCUCAGACUCCUUACCCUUAUGAAGCCUCUUCCUUGAGCCACACCCUCUCCCCGCCCUCUAUUUACGUCACAGAUCGGUACCGGGAGGCCAAAACGAACGAAAGAUGUGCCUGCUCAACUUUUACAUUGGAGGACAGUGCCAUCUGUCUGACAUCGGAGCAAAGCACCAUGGACAUAGACAGAGAUGACGACUCGGUGCUGGAUGUCUACUUUUAAGGAGCAAAAUGGGAUGAUCUUCAUCUCUACCCUCCCCAUCACCUGCUUCUGUAGUCCUCCAGAUCCUCAUGUGCCGAGAGCGCCACCUGCUGCCAAACAAGGAAAACAUUCGCCAACACAACUUCUACAAUCACACAUCUGUACAUCGGAUCACAGUGCUAAACAUUUCCUUGGACUGUUUGGAGGGAAUGUGGCUACAGCUGUUCAGAUUCUUGGACAUUGGACUGAUUGUGCUUUUGUAGCCCUUACAUUACAGGCAGCUCUGGGAUCGAACUGAAGACAGAUGUCACAUCACGUCGUUCAUUGUUUUGGAAACAUGCAAUAAUUACGCUCCUUUGAUAUGCAAAGAUGGUUUAUAACUGCUAUUUUCUUUACCUCUUAAAGGAUCUAGUCUUUAGUGACCUAGAUGCAGCGCUUGGCGAUUCAAACUCUACGUAACAGAGCUGUUCGGAUAUUUUUAAAUGUGCAAUUUUCAUACAUUAUACAAGUGUGUGUUAUCGUAGUUCUCCUCACUGGAGUAAUAAUCCUGACGUUUUAUUUCCAAGCAAACACAGUUUCUAGGAAACAACAGAUGUGCGACUGUAGUUCUCAGACAACUCUUAUGAUCACAAAUGUGUCAUGUACUGUAAAUGUAGGAGUGUCUUUCACUGUGUAACAUGCUCGGAUUUACGCUGGUACAUCAGCUCCUGAUAAUCAAGAGUGGGAUUCGCAUCAGCAGUGCAUCAUUUACAUAUAUCCAGAUGCCAGAAUGUUUUUAUGUGCUAAAAUGCAGUCAGUCUUUCAUGUGGGGACGAGUGAGUUUCAUACACGCAUAUACAUUCUCUCAGGAGAUCCUUUUCCUAGAAGCAUCCAAAUGAUUGCUUGAUGUUAGAUGCUAGUGCGCUUCUGAUUUCAAAUGCCAUGUCAGAACUGUCUUUUGAAUAUUAUUAUUGCACCUUUGUUUGUUUUGAGGCCAUAAUUUAUUAAAUCAUUAUUAUAAAUUAACUUUGUGUUAGUUUGAAUUUCAUGUCAACCAGUAUUUGGCCAUUUUGAGAUUAUUGCAAUGUGCAUUGUUUGUGAAUGAGUGUCCAUUUUAUUGUGGCAAAUUUGUAUAUAUUUUGCUCCUAUUAAAUUGUGUUACGUACAGU
Molecule: messenger RNA, 3001 nt
Organism: Onychostoma macrolepis
Lineage: Eukaryota; Metazoa; Chordata; Actinopteri; Cypriniformes; Cyprinidae
Gene: pip5k1bb
Product: phosphatidylinositol-4-phosphate 5-kinase, type I, beta b
Exons: 15
Coding region: 291-1874 (527 amino acids)
Biological process (GO): phosphatidylinositol metabolic process
Molecular function (GO): phosphatidylinositol kinase activity
Source: RefSeq, a predicted model, not a curated record